AUGAGUUCACGUGUAUUGUGUAUUGUCCAUUCUGAUGGUGAUAUGAACGAAGAUGCUGAGUUGGUGUGGAGCGGCUGUGCAGCAAUCGGGCGAGUCAUUUGCACGCGCGGUGUGGCUGGGUCUGGUCUGAGACAGAAAGCGCUCUCCCCUUUCCUAUUAACUCACUCGCUCUCUCGCUCACGCACUCUCAUCCCAACUCAUUCAUUGAAACAUAAGUCUCAGUUGAGGCAAUCCUGCGGGGACGCAUCGCUAACAUCCCAACGUCGACUCAUUCACGCCGGACGGAACACGCGGCACGGAGCGUCGAACAGGGACCGGGAGAUACAGAUCGGCGUCUGGAGAGAGACAAUCGCGAUGGACGAGGAGGUGGAGGAGGAGGACCGGGUCUCCGUUCCCUGGGGGUCGCGUGCCACGGACGGCGCCACCUGUUCCGAUGGCUGCUGGGGCGACCCUUCCACUCUCUUCGCCAGCGUCUCCCCUCCACGCCGCGGUGCCAAAGAGCGCACCGGUGCUGGUGCCAAACCUCCGGCAGCCACCUACGGCGACGAAGACCGCAACGAAGUGGACGACAACGACGAUGAUGCGCAACAGCAACCCCUGCUGAUGCAGCAGCAGCAGCAGCCAGGAAGCGAGGCGAAGGCCGUCCCGACCUGCCACCGGCGAGGUCCCAAAGCGCGCAAGGCACGGCCGGAGCGCUUCAGGCUGCGGAGGCUGAAAGCCAACGCCAGGGAGAGGAACCGCAUGCACGGGCUGAACGCGGCACUUGACGGCCUGCGCCGUGUGGUGCCGUGCCACUCGCGCACGCAGCAAAAGCUAUCCAAGAUCGAGACGCUCAGGCUGGCGCGCAACUACAUUGGCGCGCUCUCCGAGAUACUGCGUUCGGGACUCAACCCCGAUCACGGCGGCUUCGCCAGGACCCUGUGCCGGGGUCUCUCACAGCCCACGACCAACCUCGUAGCGGGCUGCCUACGCCUGGGUAUCGGGCCAUGCCACAAGGUGGCUGGGGGCUCGUUUGAGUCGUCUCAACCGUCGUCGGAGCUCGUGGGCGCGCAGUGCGUUUCGUUCGCGAGGGUCAGCACCGCGGACAGCGCCCUCAUCCCGCAGCAGCAGCAGCAUCACAUUCCCGUUGUCGGCGCCCGGCGCUCUCAGGCGUGCUCUGCAGCAGACAGGCUGGCUGACUCCGUGUACAGCCCACCGUACCCCUAUGCCAAACACGACGUGCAGAGGCAGCAGCCGGGGUUCGUGGCGAGGGGGCUCAUGGCGGCGUCAGGACCCGACACCCUACAGGUCCCGCUGACAUCCCUCCUCCACGCAGCUACCGGCCUCCGGGAUGAGUUUCCCUGA
Molecule: messenger RNA, 1344 nt
Organism: Lethenteron reissneri (Far Eastern brook lamprey)
Lineage: Eukaryota; Metazoa; Chordata; Hyperoartia; Petromyzontiformes; Petromyzontidae
Product: protein dimmed-like
Biological process (GO): sensory organ development; axon development; positive regulation of transcription by RNA polymerase II
Cellular component (GO): nucleus
Molecular function (GO): protein dimerization activity; E-box binding; DNA-binding transcription factor activity, RNA polymerase II-specific
Source: RefSeq, a predicted model, not a curated record